This is a messenger RNA of Equus quagga, 2046 nucleotides long. RefSeq names its product peroxisomal biogenesis factor 5 like (gene PEX5L). The transcript is spliced from 16 exons. The record is from RefSeq and is a predicted model, not a curated record. NCBI's taxonomy places the organism in Eukaryota, Metazoa, Chordata, Mammalia, Perissodactyla, Equidae. The coding region runs from base 1 to 2046 and encodes 681 amino acids. Gene Ontology annotation, cellular component: cytosol; peroxisomal membrane. Gene Ontology annotation, molecular function: protein binding. Gene Ontology annotation, biological process: protein import into peroxisome matrix, docking.
AUGCUCGCACUAGAAAUAAGCAGUAAAUCUGUGGUUCUCUGGUCAGCAAGUUCUGGCAAUGAAGUCACUGCCGCUGGGGCAAAGAAUUCUGGGAUGUCUGACAGUGAAAUGGAUAGAAGGACCCACAUUCCAUCUCUACUUAAUGUCCUUUUGUCCAGAAAUCGGGUCAUGCAAAUGAACUACUUGAAAAGUAAAGAAAAAGGAUAUGGAAAACUAAGCAGUGAUGAAGACCUCGAAAUAAUUGUUGAUCAAAAGCAGGGCAAAGGCUCUAGGGCGGCAGAUAAGGCUGUUGCCAUGGUGAUGAAGGAGAUACCGAGGGAGGAGUCUGCUGAAGAAAAGCCCCUCCUAACUAUGACAUCACAGCUGGUGAAUGAACAGCAAGAAAGCAGACCCCUUCUGAGUCCCUCCAUCGAUGACUUUCUUUGUGAAACCAAAUCGGAGGCAAUAGCGAGGCCAGUAACGUCCAACACAGCCGUUUUGACCACAGGCUUGGAUCUCCUUGACCUGAGUGAACCCGUCUCUCAAACCCAAACCAAAGCUAAGAAGUUGGAGGCCUCAUCGAAAACCUCAUCCCUCAAGAAAAAGGCUGAUGGAUCUGACCUCAUCAGUGCAGAUGCUGAGCAGAGAGGCCAGCCCCUCCGAGGCCCGGAGACAUCAGCCUUAGAUUUAGACAUUCAAACACAACUGGAAAAAUGGGAUGAUGUUAAGUUUCAUGGAGAUCAAAAUAGCAAGGGACACCCAAUGGCAGAGAGAAAAUCAUGCUCAUCUAGAACUGGAUCAAAAGAACUCUUAUGGUCCUCAGAACACAGGUCCCAACCAGAACUGAGUGCUGGGAAAAGCGCCCUCAACUCUGAGUCAGCUUCCGAGCUGGGAUUAGUGCCUCCAACACAGGCUCGACUGACCAAAGACCAGCGCUGGGGAAGUGCAUUGCUUUCCAGAAACCACUCCUUAGAAGAGGAAUUUGAAAGGGCAAAAGCAGCAGUGGAGUCAGAUACAGAGUUUUGGGAUAAGAUGCAAGCAGAAUGGGAAGAAAUGGCCCGGAGGAACUGGAUAUCUGAGAACCAAGAAGCCCAGAACCAAGUUACGAUCUCAGCUAGUGAGAAGGGAUAUUACUUCCACACUGAAAACCCCUUCAAGGACUGGCCUGGAGCAUUUGAAGAAGGCUUAAAAAGGCUGAAGGAAGGGGACCUGCCAGUCACCAUCCUGUUCAUGGAGGCAGCGAUCCUUCAGGACCCCGGAGAUGCAGAGGCGUGGCAGUUCCUCGGGAUAACACAGGCGGAGAAUGAAAACGAACAAGCAGCUAUUGUCGCCCUCCAGAGGUGCUUAGAAUUGCAGCCCAACAACUUGAAAGCUUUGAUGGCUUUGGCCGUGAGUUACACUAACACCGGCCAUCAGCAGGAUGCCUGCGAAGCUCUGAAGAACUGGAUUAGGCAAAAUCCAAAGUACAAAUACCUUGUGAAGAGCAAGAAGGGAUCUCCCGGCCUCACCCGGCGAAUGUCUAAGUCUCCGGUGGACAGCUCUGUUCUGGAAGGGGUGAAGGAAUUGUAUCUGGAAGCUGCCCACCAAAAUGGAGAUAUGAUCGACCCAGACCUGCAGACUGGUCUGGGGGUGCUGUUCCACCUGAGCGGAGAAUUUAACAGAGCAAUCGAUGCGUUUAACGCUGCCUUAACUGUUCGGCCAGAGGACUAUUCAUUGUGGAACCGUCUCGGGGCGACCUUGGCGAACGGAGACCGCAGCGAGGAAGCGGUGGAGGCCUACACGCGAGCGCUGGAGAUUCAGCCAGGCUUCAUCCGAUCCAGAUACAAUCUGGGAAUAAGCUGCAUCAACCUGGGCGCCUACAGAGAAGCUGUCAGCAACUUCCUCACCGCCCUCAGUUUGCAAAGAAAGAGCAGGGAUCAACAGCAAGUUCCUCAUCCCGCCAUCUCUGGGAAUAUCUGGGCUGCCCUCAGAAUCGCACUUUCUCUGAUGGACCAACCGGAACUCUUCCAGGCGGCUAACCUCGGUGACCUGGAUGUCCUCCUCAGAGCUUUCAACUUGGAUCCUUGA